GCAGAAAUUAUAUUUAGUGUUUCUGGAUUGCAUAUUUUCUAGGAAGUAGGAACUAUCAAGGAAAGAAUUCCAUGGCAAUUCAGUUUGAAAAAGGAGAGGGAAAGUUUGCAGCGACGGUAGUCUGUUGGCUUCUAGGAAUUGGAUGCCUUUUCUCGUGGAAUAGUAUGGUAUCAAUUAUAGAUUACUACGCUAUCUUGUUCCCGAAAUACCAUCCGGCGAGGGUUCUUCCCAUAGUCUAUCAACCUUUAGCAGUUGGAGUAUUGCUAAUUCUAUCCUACAACGAAGCAAAGAUAAACACAAGAAAAAGGAACUUGUUUGGUUAUUUCCUUUUCUUCAUGAGCUCUUUAAUGAUUCUUGUUGUAAUUGGACUUGGCACAUCCGGGAAAGGAGGGAUUGGAACGUACGUUGGUAUAUGUAUAGUUAGUGGUGCAUUCGGAGUUGGUGAUGCUUUUGUUCAAGGUGGAAUGAUAGGAGAUCUAUCCUUAAUGUGCCCUGACUUCAUUCAAUCUUUCUUGGCUGGUAUGGCUGCUUCUGGUGUCCUAACUACCGGUUUGAGGUUAAUUACAAAAGCAGCGUUUGAAAAUUCAAGGAAUGGUCUUCGUAAGGGUGCUAUGAUGUACUUCGCAGUCUCCAUGUUAUUUGAGCUACUUUGUCUAAUUCUUUAUGCAUAUGUCUUCCCGAAACUGCCUACUGUAAAGUGCUACCGUUCGAAAGCAGCCUCAGAAGGAUCUAAAACUGUUUUCGCUGAUCUUGCUGCUGGUGGAAUACAGGUACGUACUAUAAUGCAGGCUUCAGAGGAGAACCCUGCAUACAUGGCGCGCCUAAACAACAAACAGUUGCUUGCUCAAAACAUGGACUACGCAAUUGCAAUAUUUGUCACAUUUGUAUUGACAUUUUCAAUUUUUCCCGGGUUUUUAUCAGAAGAUACUAGAAAACAUAGCUUGGGAUCAUGGUAUGUGCUUCUGAUAAUUGCAACACAGAAUGUGUCGAAUCUUAUUGGAAGAUACAUUCCGCUUAUUGAUUCCUUGAAGUUGAAGUCGCGUCGCUGGCUGCUCAUUGUGUCUUUUUCUCGUUUCUUACUGAUUCCAUGUUUUUACUACGCGGCAAAGUAUGGAGAUCAGGGAUGGAUGAUAAUGCUGACUUCAUUUUUAGGUUUAAGUCAAGGAUAUCUCCCUGUUUGUCUUCUAACUGGGGCGCCAAAAAACUAUAAGGGACCAGAGAAAAAUGCACUGGGGAAUCUGCUCGUAUUGUUUCUUGGCGGAGGUGUACUUGCAGGGGUAACACUUAGUUGGGUAUGGCUCAUUGGUAAAGGUUGGUGAGCUCUUGCAUACU
Molecule: messenger RNA, 1332 nt
Organism: Papaver somniferum (opium poppy)
Lineage: Eukaryota; Viridiplantae; Streptophyta; Magnoliopsida; Ranunculales; Papaveraceae
Product: equilibrative nucleotide transporter 2-like
Exons: 9
Coding region: 72-1319 (415 amino acids)
Biological process (GO): nucleoside transmembrane transport
Cellular component (GO): plasma membrane
Molecular function (GO): nucleoside transmembrane transporter activity
Source: RefSeq, a predicted model, not a curated record